This is a messenger RNA of Nicotiana tabacum (common tobacco), 2517 nucleotides long. RefSeq lists its product as uncharacterized. Lineage: Eukaryota; Viridiplantae; Streptophyta; Magnoliopsida; Solanales; Solanaceae. Gene Ontology annotation, molecular function: ATP binding; chitin binding; protein serine/threonine kinase activity. Gene Ontology annotation, cellular component: plasma membrane. The record is from RefSeq and is a predicted model, not a curated record. Gene Ontology annotation, biological process: protein phosphorylation; carbohydrate metabolic process.
UCUUCCACCUCUUCUAUGGCAUGCAAAAACAUUUUCAUUCUUUUCUUCUUCCACACAAUUCUCCAAUCUCAACUACACAAUUCCAUAGCAGCAGAAAAUUGGAUAAAAGCUGGUUAUUAUCAAGCUAAUGAUAUAACUUACUCUCCCAAUAUUCAAAGCAUAAAUUCAACUCUUUACACUCACCUCAUCUAUGGCUUUGCUAAUAUUGACUUCAAUACAUCUACAGACCAAAUGAUUGUCUCAAUAUCAGAUGAUGAACAAUUGAAAAACUUCAAUACCAUUGUCAAGAAAAAAAAUCCAUCUCUUAAAACUCUUUUAUCAAUUGGUGGAAAAGACCAAUCUUCUUAUGACUCAGGUAUUUAUUUAUUAAUGUCCAGUACCUAUUUUCCUGGUAGAAAAUUCUUCAUUGAAUCUUCCAUCAAAAUCGCUCGUCUUUAUGGAUUUGAUGGACUAGAUUUUUGUUGGAUUUCACCUAGUUCGUCACAAGAAAUGACAAAUUUGGGUACCCUUUUGGAUGAUUGGAGAAUUGCUAUUGAUUUCGAGUCAAAGAACUCGAAAAAAUCACAACUUUUAUUAACCAUGGCUGUUCAAUAUACACCCUGGAUUCAAGAUUUGAGUUUCCCAAUUGAGUCAAUGAGGAAAUAUUUAGAUUGGGUACAUGUUUUUGCAUUUGAUUAUUAUGAUCCAGCGUCAACAAAUAAUACAUCUCCAGUUGCAGCAUUAUACGAUUCGAAUAGUGAUUUGAACACUGAUUAUGGUAUAAAUGCUUGGAUUAAAUCAGGUUUUCCUACACAAAAACUUGUGUUAGGAUUACCCUUUUAUGGUUAUGUAUGGACGUUGGUUAGUCCUAAAGAUAAUAAAAUUAGCGCGACGGGGACAGGGCCGGGGCCUAAAGAUUAUUCGUUUGGUGCUGAAGCUGAAAAUGAGCCGUUUUCGAGUAUAAGUAGUUGGUUAAGAUUCAAUGAUAUUAAGAGAGGUAUGAUAAAAUAUCGAGCUAAUAAUGCGUCGUAUAAUGCAAGUUAUGUGAUGAAUUAUGUCUCUGUUGGGACAUGUUGGGUUGGUUUUGAUGAUGUUGAGGCAGUGAAAACCAAAGUUGCAUAUGCAAAAGAGAAGCAUUUGAGAGGCUAUUUUGCAUGGGAAGUCUCAUAUGAUUGGAAUUCUGUUCUUUCUCAGGCUGCUGCAGGAGAAGUUGAAGAUAUACAAGAAGGAGUAACUGAUCAAUCAGGAAUACUGCACAAGAAGAAAAAACUCAACCGAGUGAUUCUCAUUUUGAUUCCAAUUGGAGCAGUAUUGAUCUUGUUGUUGCUUGUUUUUACACUGUGGUGUCUUAGAAGGAGACAACUAUUUAAGUUCCAAGGAAGAAUACCGAGGAACAAAAUUGGAAGCAAAAAUGAAGAUAGAAGAGGGGGAGAGAGCAGCAAUUUGCAUGUAUUCAGUUUUGAAGAGAUGAAGGCAGCUACAAAUAAUUUUUCAGUUGACAAUGAGCUUGGCCGAGGUGGAUAUGGACCUGUUUACAAGGGAAUGUUGAGAAAUGGGCAAGAAAUAGCUGUGAAAAGGCUCUCAGAAACUUCUACUCAAGGAUUGGAAGAGUUUGAAAAUGAAGUGAUCCUUACAGCAAAAUUACAACAUAUAAAUCUUGUAAAAGUUGUGGGUUUUUGCAUUGAAAGAAAAGAGAAGAUGUUGAUCUAUGAAUAUAUGCCCAACAAGAGCUUGGACUACUACAUUUAUAAUAAAGUCAGAAGAUUACUUCUAAAUUGGGAAAAGCGAGUUCAAGUAAUUGAAGGCAUUAUUCAAGGGCUCCUAUACCUCCAAGAAUAUUCAAGAUUAACAAUUAUUCAUAGGGAUUUGAAAGCCAGCAAUAUUUUAUUGGAUAUUGAUAUGAAACCAAAGAUUUCUGACUUUGGAAUGGCAAGAAUAUUUAAGAAGGAUGAAGUUGAAGCAAAUACCCUAAGAGUAGUUGGAACAAUGGGUUAUAUUCCACCUGAAUAUGUGGAACAAGGUAUCUAUUCAACAAAAUCUGAUGUUUUCAGUUUUGGAGUUCUUCUUCUUCAAAUCAUAAGUGGAAAGAAGAAUACAUGCCUACAUGGUCCAGAUGAAAACUUAAACCUUCUUGAAUACGCAUAUGAGAUGUGGAGAGAUGGUAAAGGCAUGGAGUUUAUGGAUCCAUCACUAGAUGAUACAACCUCAUCUUGUAAACUAUUGAAAUGCAUGCAAAUUUCUCUAUUAUGUGUCCAAAAAGAUCCAAUGGAAAGGCCUACAAUGUUAGAAGUUUCUUAUUUGUUAAAAGAUAUGAAUUUAGCUAUGAAUUCUCCAAAGAGGCCUGCAUUUUCUACGAGGGAAGAUGAAGAAGUUGGUAAUUCAAAUGGCUCAGUGCAGGAAAUUGGAGACGUUGACACUGCAACAAUUACACAAUUGGUUGCACGAUAAUGUUACUCUUUGUAAUUCAAUGAAUCAUUUGAAAAAAUUGUAAGAAAGAUGUUCCAUUUAUUAUAUUAAUUACAAUUUCUUUUUCAAAUC